UGUUUGCAUCUCCUAGUUUUCCAGCUCUGUGUCAUCUACCUCAUCACUCUCGACUUUGAUCUCUCCUCUCCCUCCUUAUACAACACAACAACAACAACAACAACAACAGUACAACACAGAAUAGAGAGAAAAAUAGUGAUCGACAAUGGCGACGAGAUACUGGAUGGUGUCUCUUCCCGUGCAAUCAUCUGCGUCUAAUUUAUGGUCUCAAUUGCAAGAAUCCGUCUCCAAACAAUCCUUCGAUACUCCUCUCUACCGAUUCAAUGUGCCUAAUCUUCGUGUUGGUACCCUAGAUUCGCUCCUCGCACUUGCUGAUGAACUUCUCAGGGCGAAUGCAUUCGUGGAAGGUGUGACGCAUAAGAUCAGGCGUCAGAUCGAUGAAUUGGAGAGAUCUUCAGGCGUUGAUGGUGGUGCUUUGACAGUUGAUGGAGUUCCAAUUGACUCUUAUCUUACAAGAUUUGUUUGGGAUGAAGCAAAAUAUCCGACUAUGUCGCCUUUGAAGGAAGUAGUUGAUGGAAUUCAUAGUUUUGUGGCUAAGGUUGAAGAUGACCUCAAGGUCCGUGUUGCUGAGUAUAACAAUGUCCGCAGUCAACUUAAUGCAAUAAACCGCAAACAAAGUGGAAGCUUAGCGGUGAGAGAUCUCUCCAACUUGGUAAAGGCAGAGGAUGUUGUUGCAUCAGAGCAUUUGGUUACACUCCUGUCAGUUGUUUCCAAGUUCUCACAGAAGGACUGGUUAUCAAGCUAUGAGACAUUGACCGACUAUGUGGUCCCAAGGUCAUCUAAAAAGCUGUAUGAGGACAAUGAAUACGCCCUGUACACUGUUACUAUGUUUAGCCGUGUCGCUGAUAACUUCAGAGUAAAAGCUCGUGAAAGAGGUUUUCAGAUUCGAGAUUUUGAACAUGACCCAGAAACACAAGAGUCAAGGAAGCAAGAGUUGGAGAAAUUGGCACAUGACCAAGAAACAAUGAGAAGUGCACUUUUGCAAUGGUGCUACUCCAGUUAUGGCGAGGUGUUCAGCUCAUGGAUGCACUUCUGUGCUGUACGUGUAUUUUCUGAGAGCAUAUUGAGAUAUGGCUUGCCACCAAAUUUCUUGGCAUGUGUUUUGGCUCCAUCUCAGAAAAGUGAGAAGAAAGUACGCUCUAUUCUCGAACGAAAUUGUACUGCUGGGAACAGUGUUCACUGGAAAGCUGAGGAUGAAGUGGGAGCAAUGGCUGGCCUGGCAGCUGAAGCAGAUCCCCAUCCAUAUGUAUCAUUCACCAUCAACCUUGUUUAGUUUGAUGUGCCUCGUUUUCUUGAAGCGGGCUGAGAUCAAAUGUCAAUGUAGAUUACCUGUAGACCAGCGGUUGUGUUCUGCCAUGGCUUGGUUUUGAUGCUUUGGAUCUGUGGCUUCAUAUCCAUGGAGCACUCCGAAUUUUUAUCAUUCUAUUGGGGCCAAAUUGUGGAGAUUUUCAUUUGCUAUUUAUAUUGUUCAAAAGUCUAUAAUAAUCCUGCAGGUGUAUUCUUUGCAAGAAAUGAAGCUUCUCAGAGAGCUUAUUUUUUUUCAGUUGUGGUCUGUAUGUAACAAGUGGGACUGGAGUUGUAUUUUCUAAUUUAUCAUUAUUUUACUGUUGCAAGUUAAUAAAGCACAUCUGUUUCAU
Molecule: messenger RNA, 1637 nt
Organism: Beta vulgaris subsp. vulgaris (sugar beet)
Lineage: Eukaryota; Viridiplantae; Streptophyta; Magnoliopsida; Caryophyllales; Amaranthaceae
Product: V-type proton ATPase subunit C
Exons: 11
Coding region: 146-1273 (375 amino acids)
Biological process (GO): proton transmembrane transport
Cellular component (GO): vacuolar proton-transporting V-type ATPase, V1 domain
Molecular function (GO): proton-transporting ATPase activity, rotational mechanism
Source: RefSeq, a predicted model, not a curated record